Hordeum vulgare subsp. vulgare (domesticated barley) is the source of this 474-nucleotide messenger RNA. RefSeq lists its product as uncharacterized. NCBI's taxonomy places the organism in Eukaryota, Viridiplantae, Streptophyta, Magnoliopsida, Poales, Poaceae. The record is from RefSeq and is a predicted model, not a curated record. The coding region runs from base 1 to 474 and encodes 157 amino acids. The transcript has a single exon.
AUGCUGACCUCUGCCGAAGUCGGGCCCCUACCUUCCCGCACGGACGUCAUUCCUCUCCACGACAAGGAGUCUGUGAUCUCCUACCAAUACCACAUAUCCAGGAGCUCCUCUCGGGGCCUCAGCGACCUCCUUCGUGCAGCAACACCACCCCUCCAUUUCCCAUCCAAGAAUGGAGCUUGUCGGCGUGCGAGCAUGCAGGUCCUAGGGCGCCCCGACAGGCCGCCCUUUUCCAGCGAGCCCGUCAUGCAGUGCGGCCACGCCCGACGUUUGGUGAAUCUCUUUCAGGGUGCCAGCAUCCUCACCUGUAGCUCUAUUCCCACACUGUUGGUGUUCAGCCGAACACAUUUUUUUUCUUCAGAUUUGGGAUGUACAGUUUAUCUCGUGUGGUUGAAGCGUAGUGUUCUUUCGAGUGCUAUCUUGUGGUGCGGAUCAAGAUUUUACAUGCGAUUUAGUUUUGAAGUGCGGGCACAUUAG